This is a messenger RNA of Cololabis saira (Pacific saury), 2359 nucleotides long. Its product is annotated as E3 ubiquitin/ISG15 ligase TRIM25-like. NCBI's taxonomy places the organism in Eukaryota, Metazoa, Chordata, Actinopteri, Beloniformes, Belonidae. The transcript has 2 exons. Gene Ontology annotation, molecular function: protein binding; zinc ion binding. The coding region runs from base 1 to 1662 and encodes 553 amino acids. The record is from RefSeq and is a predicted model, not a curated record.
AUGGCACAGCAGGAAAACCAGCUCGACCCAGUUAAAUUCUCUUGUUCCAUCUGUUUGGAUCUUUUAAAGGAUCCGGUGACUGUUCCCUGUGGACACAGUUACUGUAUGAAGUGUAUUAAGGACUUCUGGGAUGAAGGAGAGAAGAAACUCCCCAGCUGUCCUCAGUGUCGACGCACGUUUAUUCCGAGGCCUGAGCUGCUGAAAAACACCAUGUUAGCUGAUUUAAUGGAGGAACUGAAGAAGACUGGACUCCAAGCUGCUCCUGCUGAUCACUGCUAUGCUGGACCUGAAGAUGUGGCCUGUGAUGUCUGCUCUGGGAGAAAACUGAAAGCUGUCAAGUCCUGUUUAUUCUGUCUGGCCUCUUACUGCCAGAAACACCUUCAACCUCACCGUGAUUCAUCUACAUUCAAGACACACCAGCUGGUGGAUCCCUCCAAGAACCUGCAGGACAACAUCUGCCCCCGUCACGGUGAAGUGAGGAAGAUGUUCUGUCGUACUGAUCAGAAGUGUAUCUGCUAUCUCUGCUCUGUGGAUGAACAUAAAGGCCACGACACGGUCACGGCUGCAGCAGAAAGGACGGAGAGGCAGAGAGAGAUGGAGGUGAGUCGACAACAAAUCCAGCAGCAGAUCCAGGACAGAGAGAAAGAUGUGAAGCUGCUUCAGCGGGAGGUGGAGGCCAUCGAUCAGUCUGCUGAUAAAACAGUGGAGGGCAGUGAGGAGAUGUUCACUGAGCUGAUCUCUCUCCUCCAGAAGAGGAGGUCUGAGGUGAAGCAGCAGGUCAGAUCCCAGCAGGAAACUGAAGUGAGGAGAGUCAGAGAGCUGGAGGAGAAGCUGCAGCAGGAGAUCAGGGACCUGAAGAGGAGAGACGCUGAGAUGAAGCAGUUCUCAGACAUCGAGGACCACAACCAGUUCCUCCACAGCUGCCCCUCACUGCCACCACUCAGUCAGUCCACACACUCCUCCGGCAUCAGCAUCCGUCCUCUCAGGUACUUUCAGGACGUGACAGCAGCCGUGUCAGAGGUCAGAGGUCGACUACAGGACAUCCUGAGAGACACGUGGACAAACGUCUCACUGGCCGUCGCUGACGUGGAUGUUUUACUGCCCAAAGACCCAACGAGCAGAGCUGGAUUCCUGAAGUAUUCAUGUGAAAUCACUCUGGAUCCAAACACAGUACACACACGGAUGUCACUGUCAGAGCAGAACAGAAAGGUGACUCGGAUGAACCAACCUCAGUCUUAUUCUGGUCAUCCAGACAGAUUCAGUUAUUAUUCUCAGGUUCUGAGUAGAGAGAGUCUGACUGGACGUCAUUACUGGGAGGUGGAGACAGCAGGUUAUGUUGAUGUAGCAGUUUCAUACAAGAAUAUCAGCAGAUCAGGGGGGGAAAGUGGAUUUGGAUUUAAUGAUAAAUCUUGGUCACUAGAUUGUUCCUCAGGCAGUUAUAUAUUCAGGUACAACAACAUCAGCACCUCCAUCUCAGGUCCUGCUUCCUCCAGAAUAGGAGUUUACCUGGAUCACAGAGCAGGAGUUCUGUCCUUCUACAGCGUCUCUGGAACCAUGACCCUCCUCCACAGAGUCCAGACCUCCUUCACUCGGCCGCUGCACGCUGGAGUCAGGAUUAUCUGGAAUACUGGAGACUCAGCUGAGUUCUGUAAACUCAAAUAAGAUAAACGAGUUUCCUCUUCAUGUUUUUAUUGAUUUUCUUUUCUUCUCAGAGACGAUUGUUAGGAUAUUGGGCAUUAUAAGGCUCAUGCACAUCUUCACACACCCUGCAUACACUGUUUGUUUAUUAUUUGGCAGAUUGGCACUGGGUCGAUACGUCACAAGGGGGCGCGGCUAUAUAACGUCAUCACCCGCUGACGAGGAGAGAAUUGUUUGAACCAGGUGGCGGCUGGCGUGUUUUGUGUGGUAUGCGGGUCGGGAGUCACUGACGUUACGAUUCACACGGAGGCCAAUACUCAACCGGUAGCUGAUAGUUGUGCACACGGUGAGAGGAGCGGAGCUUCGUGUAUGGAAUGUUAUUAUGACUGAGACGCGUGCGGCAUCGGAGACGUGCAGCGACAGAGAGAUGGACAUAUGACGAAAAACAUAAAAAACUCCUACGGGAAAAAAAAAGGAUAAAACUGAAAACGUAAUAAAAAGAAUCCGGAGCGGGAUUGGAUAUCCGCAUCUGAACUGAACCUAACCAGCACCUCGCUUCGGCUGCGCCGGCCAACGACUGUGCUGGCCGUUGCCAGCAGGUGAGUGGACAGGUUCUGUUAUUGUGGAACGGUGCCGGGUUUUUGUUGUUUAUUUUAGUUUGACACGCACACACACACACAUACAUACAUUUCAGGUCAAGGUUAUGUCCUACUUAACGGGG